Messenger RNA from Dermacentor silvarum, 846 nucleotides. RefSeq lists its product as uncharacterized. Bases 131 to 595 code for a protein of 154 amino acids. NCBI's taxonomy places the organism in Eukaryota, Metazoa, Arthropoda, Arachnida, Ixodida, Ixodidae. The record is from RefSeq and is a predicted model, not a curated record. The transcript has 3 exons.
CGCCACACUCUGCCUAGUCAGCGCGUGCGGCGAGUGAAGUUGGCCCUAGACGCUCCAUCGCGCCCAGUGUCGUAACCCAGCGCGCCUGUUGGCGACGUCGACCAAGUGUCUGCACGAGGGGACUGGGACGAUGAACCGCCUGGAGCGGUACUUGGCUCUGUCGGCGCUGAUUCUAGCCAAUAGCGCCGACCGCUGCCUCGCCGAGGACACCGCCGACAACCAGGACCUGUUCGUCGUGAACUCCGACUCUGCCCUAGGACAGUUCUCCGCCAGCGCGAAGGAGAACGCUGGUGCAGCUGCUUACGGAGGAGGCGGAGGUGUGCUUGCAGAAGAAGACGACGAGCCGUCGGCGUACGACCGGCGGCUCCUUCUCCAAGAGUUAAUCGGCAAGCGGGGAUUUGGCGAGCGAAAGCGGCGCGGAUUCGGCGAGAAAAAAAAGCGCGGCUUCGGCGAGAAGAAACGAGGUUUCGGCGAGAAGCGGCUUCGCACGGCAGCCGCGGCCCACCGGAGCCUGCUGGCCGUGCCCUCGGCCAGGACCCCGUCGGGGGCACGGGUCCUGCUCUUCGAGAACCCUUACGAAGGCUCGUUGCCCUGACUAUGGGCCUCAACUUUGAAGACUCCGCACAAGUGGAAGCCGGUUCCGGCAGGGGACGAGAAGACCGCGUCCAAAGGAGGUCACUGAGCCACGUAAAGCGUUAUCUCUCACGAUGAUGGGUGCGGCUGGCAAUUCGUCGGCUGUAGCAACUCCUUGGACGUGUGGUUGACACUCAGCUGCUGUUGUCGACUCUGAGCCAUCUGGAUGCUCGAAUGCAAUUUUGAACUAGGCUCACUUUCGAGAGGCCGUUA